AUGUCUUCACCGGCCUCCUCCCGUCGAAGGGGUCGCCCAACGAGGGACUCGGCCACCGAUUCUCCUGCCCGCUCGACUCGCUCUCGCCAGCAACCCCAGACUAGCAGUCCAACUCCCGGAGGAGAUGACCAGUUGCAGACAACCCCUCGUGCUUCGAGACGCAUCAGGGGUGAAGCGGCCGUGCCGUCGUCGUCUCCCAUGUUCUUCCAAUCCUCGCCGUCGAAAGCAAACAGCAGUGCUGCUCAGACCCCGGACGUCAGGAUGGAUGAACCGAGCUCACCAGUGCGAGCGCCCUCGUCGAUGAAUGACGGGGAGACCACACCACGGGGGAAUGGACAGGCUAUGAGAGAUUCGUCGCCCAUUCGAUACAUGUCGAGCUCCAGCCCCACGCGUGCACACAGCCGUCCAGUGGGACGAUCUGAUAUCCCCAGCAGCAGUAGUGGCCUGUUUGUGUCGUCCCGCUCCGCAACCGGUGGCCAGCGCACCGCGCCCCGCCGUAAUGAUCUUGACGCGGGUGGCUUCGGCUCUACCCCCAGCCGUCGACGCAGGGUCUUCGUCGAUGCUAACGGCAUGCCGGCCGGCACUGACGAGCCUCAGUCCGACGCGACGUUCUCCAACAUUCACCCGGAUACCUCGGAGGCUGAAGCCCUCGGUGGCAGCUCGACCCGUGUGAUCUGGGGUACGAAUAUCUCGAUCCAGGACUCUAUGUCGGCAUUCAAAAGCUUCCUCUACAACUUUGCCACUAAAUACCGACUAUGGGGGGAUGGGGCCAGUGAUGACGAGACCCGCCGUAUGGGAGAUGCGGCCGAGGUGAAGGAGUACAUUAACAUGCUGAACGUGAUGCGUCAACUGGGUGUCACUAGCAUGAACUUGGACGCCCGGAACCUCAAGGCCUACCCGUCGACACUCAAGCUGUGGCAUCAGCUGCAUGCUUACCCCCAGGAAAUCAUUCCUCUGAUGGAUCAGACCGUGAAAGACGUCAUGGUGGAGCUAGCGAUCAAGGAGGUGGAACGUCUGAGGACUCACUCCCAGCGCAAUCAGAAUCAUUCGAGGGAUCUGAGCUCGGCUCCUCCCGCCCCCAGCUCCGAUGCGCUGAGCGAGACGGGCCGGAUGCCUCAGACCGAGAUUCCCGAUUUGGUGGGAGAAGUCGAGACCAAGGCCUUCAAGGUCUUGCCAUUCGGCCUCGACUCCACCGUGAACAUGCGAGAGCUUGAUCCCGCUGACAUGGACAAGUUGGUCAGCAUCAAGGGCUUGGUCAUUCGAGCCACUCCUAUUAUUCCCGACAUGAAAGAAGCCUUUUUCCGUUGCCAGAUGUGCAAUCACUCGGUCCAGGUGGACAUUGACCGAGGAAAGAUCGCGGAGCCCACCAUCUGCCCUCGGCAAGUCUGCCAGGAGAAGAACUCCAUGCAGAUCGUCCACAACCGCUGCACAUUCGCCGACAAACAGGUCAUCAAGCUACAGGAGACACCCGAUAACGUUCCGGACGGCCAGACCCCUCACUCGGUUUCGCUCUGUGUGUACGACGAGCUGGUGGAUAUCUGCAAAGCGGGCGACCGAGUCGAGGUCACCGGCAUCUUCCGGUGCAACCCGGUGCGCGUAAAUCCUCGCCAGCGGACCCAGCGAGCUCUCUUCAAGACCUACGUCGACGUGCUGCAUGUUCUCAAGACCGAUCGCAAGAAGCUGGGCGUCGACGUCUCAACCAUCGAGCAGGAACUGUCGGAGCAGACCGCCGGUGAUUCCGAACAGACUCGCAAGAUCUCCGCCGAGGAGGAAGAGAAGAUCAAGCGGACCUCCACCCGUCCCGACGUCUACGAACUCCUGGCGCGCUCCGUGGCUCCGAGUAUCUACGAGAUGGACGACGUGAAGAAGGGUAUCCUCUUGCAGAUGUUCGGUGGCACCAACAAAUCUUUUGAGAAGGGCGGGAGCCCCCGGUAUCGCGGUGAUAUCAACAUCCUCCUGUGCGGUGAUCCCUCCACCUCCAAGUCCCAGCUUCUCCGCUACGUCCACAAGAUCGCGCCUCGAGGUGUCUAUACCAGCGGUAAGGGUUCCUCCGCCGUUGGUCUUACGGCCUACGUGACGCGUGAUCCGGAAACGCGCCAGAUGGUGCUCGAAUCCGGUGCCCUGGUUCUCUCCGAUGGUGGCAUCUGCUGUAUCGACGAGUUCGACAAGAUGAACGAAUCGACCCGGUCGGUUCUCCACGAAGUGAUGGAGCAGCAGACCGUGUCUGUCGCCAAAGCCGGUAUCAUCACGACGCUGAACGCCCGAACCAGCAUCUUGGCCUCCGCCAACCCGAUUGGCAGCAAAUACAACCAAAGUCUUCCGGUGCCGCAGAACAUCGACCUGCCGCCCACCCUCCUGUCGCGUUUCGACCUGGUUUACCUGGUUCUGGACCGCGUGAACGAGCAAGAAGACCGCCGGCUGGCCAAGCAUUUGGUCAACAUGUACCUGGAGGACCGACCCGAGAAUGCCAGCGAGGAAGAGAUCCUGCCCAUUGAGUUCCUCACCGCCUACAUCACGUAUGCCAAAGCCAACAUUCACCCCAAACUGACCCCCGCCGCGGGAAGCGCCCUCUCCGACGCCUACGUGAGCAUGCGUCGCCUCGGCGAUGACAUCCGGUCAGCUGACCGUCGCAUCACCGCCACAACCCGCCAGCUGGAAUCGAUGAUCCGACUGUCCGAGGCGCACGCCCGCAUGAGGCUGUCCCCCGAAGUGACCGCCGACGACGUGGAGGAGGCCGUCCGUCUGAUCCGGUCGGCCAUCAAGGCGUCAGCCACAGACUCCCGGACGGGCCUGAUCGACAUGGGGCUGCUGACGGAGGGCACCAGUGCCAGCGAGCGGCGCAACAAGGAAGCCCUGAAGCGCGGCAUCAUGGGAAUGAUCGACGAAGUGGGCAGUGGCGGCACCGCUCGCUGGGCGGAUCUCUACCGCACUCUGAACGAGAAGAGCGACGGGCUGGACGGCGGCGUGUUUACCGACGCGGUGCGGGCGCUGGAGUCCGAAGGCGCCGUCCACGUGCUGGGCGAAGGGGCGCGGAGGAGCAUCCGACGGAAAUUCGGCGAACACCUCCGCUCCUCCAUAAUCAAGGAGUUCUACUGGUACUACAUCGCCUACGACGACCUCAAAAAAGCUCUCAAAACCGAAUACGUCACCGACCCGACCCCCGAAUGUCCCAAACCCGACCGCAAGCCCUGGACGGAAGACGACGAGAAGAACUUCGUGGGCCUGCUCGAGAGCGAGCUCGAUAAAGUCUUCAACUUCCAGAAAAUCAAGAGCGAGGAGAUCGUCCGUCGCAUUCAGGCUAGCGAGCAAGAGGUUUCCUCCGUCGUGGCCCGACUUGACAGGGCCUCGGACUCGUCGCGGAGAGGGAGCUCCGUCCGUGCGGGCGCCGGCGGCGCUCCUUCCGAUGAGGAUUUUUGGCUCCUGGAGCAGAUGCUGAGUGACAUCAUUGCUGAUGUGCAUGAUUUGGCCAAGUUCACGCAGCUGAAUUAUACGGGGUUUCAGAAGAUUAUUAAGAAGCAUGAUAAAGGAACUGGCUGGCAUCUUAAGCCCGUCUUCGCGGCCCGCCUCAAUGCAAAGCCCUUCUUCAAAGAUAACUAUGAUGCCUUUGUUAUCAAGCUCUCCAAACUAUAUGACCUCGUCCGGACGAAAGGCAAGCCCGUCAAAGGUGACUCGUCUGCGGGCGGUACGCAGCAGAAUUUCGUCCGUCAGACGACCAAGUACUGGGUGCACCCUGAUAAUAUCACGGAGCUCAAGCUUAUUAUCCUAAAGCACCUUCCUGUUCUCGUCUUCAAUUCCCGCAAAGAAUUCGAGGAGAAAGACACCGCCAUCUCUUCCGUCUACUUCGACAACCCAGACACGUGGGAAUUGUACAUGGGGCGCUUGAAGAAAACAGAGGGUGCAGAAGCGAUUCGGUUACGUUGGUACGGUGGCAUGGAAAGCGAUCAGAUCUUCGUCGAGCGCAAGACGCAUCGCGAGGAUUGGACCGGAGAGAAGUCGGUCAAGGCGCGUUUCAGCUUGAAGGAAAAGUACGUGAAUGCGUAUCUGGCGGGUCGCAUAACCGUCGAGAGCAUCUUCGAUAAAAUGCGAAGGGAGGGCAAGAAGAGCGAAAGCGAGAUCGACGACCUGGAGCAAUUAGCCCGAGAGAUCCAAUAUCGCGUGAUCACCCGGCGGUUGAAGCCGGUCAACAGGACCUUCUACCAUCGCACGGCCUUCCAGCUACCUGGAGAUGCCAGAGUCCGCAUCUCGCUCGACACCGAGCUUUCCAUGAUCCGAGAAGAUAACAUGGGCCGUCGGAGAGCGGGAGACAACUGGCGUCGCAUGGAUAUUGGCGUCGACUUUCCCUUCUCCCAACUGCCCCCGGAAGAUAUCGAGCGAUUCCCUUAUGCUGUGCUUGAGGUCAAGCUCCAAACUCAGGCUGGGCAGGAACCGCCCAUGUGGAUUAGAGAUUUGACCGCCAGUCAUCUCGUGGAGGCCGUGCCCAAAUACAGCAAAUUCAUCCACGGAACGGCGACCUUGUUCCCCGACCUUAUCAAUUUACUACCAUUCUGGAUGCCGCAGAUGGAUGUGGAUAUCCGGAAACCCACCAAUCGUCGCUUUGGUAUUCAACGGCCCUUGGCAAGUACUUCGUUAUCGGCAAAUGAAACCCAAGAGGAUGAUGAGUCGGACGAUGACGACUUGGAUGCGCGACAGGACACGACGAAUGGACAGGCCCGCGAAGCGCCAGCAGUAGACCAAAGUCCCCCAAAUGUUCUCUUCGCGGGCGCGGGCGGGAACGCUUUGGAUAUUGAGGAGCGCAUCGCUGCUCAGCCUCUGCCGGGGGAUGAAGACUACCCUUUGUACGAUUCCGAUGAAGAGUCUGUAGACUCCGAUGAGCUGGAAGAAGCCCGUCGGGUGGGUGGGACGUACUACUACAAACAGCUGUUCAAACACUAUUCUCACCGCAUGGGACAUGCUUUGGUGAACACGCUUCAUGCUCUCACGCCACGCCCGAGACCGACGACCUUACCUCCCCCAGAAACCUCAGGUAUCGCCGUGAUAGGGAACCAGCGCAGCGUCAAGCGAUUCGUGGCGCCCAAGGGCAAACGUAUCCACGUCCCCGUCCGCGUCGAACCCAAAGUCUACUUCGCCGCCGAACGAACCUUCCUCUCCUGGCUCGAAUUCUCCAUCCUCCUAGCCACAAUCGCAGCAACCCUCCUCAACUUCGGCGACGACUACAUCACAUUCGGCUGUUCCUGGGCCUUCACAAUCCUAGCCGCCAUGUCCCUCGUCUACAGUCUGGUGCUGUACAUCUGGCGCGUCGACAAGAUCCGCAAGCGCCGCGACGUGAAGAGAGUGUACUAUGAGAAAUGGGGACCCACCGUCGUGGGCGUUGGACUGGUGGUGGUCAUUCUGGUCAAUUUUGGCUUGCGAGUCCGGCAGUCCGGGUUUGUUUCUGACGUUGGUCGACAGGGCGGGGUGGAUAUUGAGCCUGUGUUGGGGGGUGGCGAGUUAUGA
Aspergillus candidus is the source of this 5493-nucleotide messenger RNA. RefSeq names its product vacuolar transporter chaperone 4. Gene Ontology annotation, cellular component: vacuolar transporter chaperone complex; fungal-type vacuole membrane; MCM complex. Gene Ontology annotation, biological process: polyphosphate metabolic process; DNA replication initiation; vacuolar transport. Lineage: Eukaryota; Fungi; Ascomycota; Eurotiomycetes; Eurotiales; Aspergillaceae. The record is from RefSeq and is a predicted model, not a curated record. The coding region runs from base 1 to 5493 and encodes 1830 amino acids. Gene Ontology annotation, molecular function: ATP binding; DNA helicase activity; DNA binding. The transcript has 10 exons.